Messenger RNA from Rhagoletis zephyria (snowberry fruit fly), 1150 nucleotides. Lineage: Eukaryota; Metazoa; Arthropoda; Insecta; Diptera; Tephritidae. The record is from RefSeq and is a predicted model, not a curated record.
AUGACCACCCACAGCCGCCUGCUGAUGGAGUACAGCGCCGAGGAGGACACCUCGCUGACGAUCUCCGUGCUGACGCUGAACAUCACCGCGGAGUACCACGGCCAGCCGGUCUAUUGCGUCAUUGCCCAUCAGAACUGGCCGCGAGAGGCGACGCUCAGCGCGUCUUUAAACGUGCUCUACGCACCCCUCUUCAGCAUCACCCGUGAGCCCGGCUUUGGCUACCCGAUCGUGGAGGGCAUGCCUCUGUCGCUGCGCUGCGAGAUUGACUCAAAUCCGCCGGCGGAGGCGCGCUGGGAGCGGGACGCCGACCCGGCCCUCUUGGCCACCACCACCUCAAACUCAAACAAUGGCCAACAACAGCAGGGAUCGACCCUUCCGCCGCCCAUUCCGCCCACCGCCCCCGACGGGUCGCUCAACUUUUCGGCCAUCAGCCGGGCCGAUGCGGGCUGGUACCGCUGCACCACCGUCCACGAAUUCGGCACCUUUGCCUCCUUUGGCUACUUUCUCAACGUCAAGUCGAGGGAGGAGGGCCUCGACCUGCCGCAGCCGGUGGACAUCUUGGGUGGGGAGCACCCGCAGCUGUCGGAGCACAAUCAGGAGUCGCUGUUGGCCAGCUCGAAGGAGGCAGCUCUGAGAAAACAACAGCAACAGCAGCAGCAAAACAAUCGAGGCGAAACCUUUGAGGCCUCAGUCCAGCGCCCAUAUUCAGACGGCAGCUUUGGUGGUGAUAACUUUAAUGGUGGGCACCGAUCAAGAAACAACUGUCCACCGGCGGCGGCGGCGGGCCCGCCAGCGCCGGAAAAUGGCCGCCCGCUGAUUGAGUCCAUCAACUCGACGGUGAUUGCCCUGGUCGGCUCGCAGAUCAGCCUCAUUGCCCGCUUCUGCUGCAAUCCUCGGCCGAAGAAGGUGUACUGGAUUCACCGGCACCUGGCGAUGAUGCCCUCGCGCAUCAUCGGCCGCUACAUCACCAGAGAGUUGAUUAUGUCCUCCAACUCAAUUCACUGCUUCACCUCCAGCUUCAUCAUUGACAGCGUCAAGCCAGAGGACGCCGGCGAUGUGAUGUUCCUGGUGCUGAACACCAAGGGCGUCGACCAGGCGCUGAUCAGCGUCAAUGUCACCUACUCUGCCGGCUACUCGUUGGCCCCAAACA